This is a messenger RNA of Rotaria socialis, 657 nucleotides long. Lineage: Eukaryota; Metazoa; Rotifera; Eurotatoria; Philodinida; Philodinidae. The record is from the annotation of a GenBank genome assembly.
AUGGCUCGUGAAGAUGAAUAUGAUUAUCUAUUUAAAGUGGUGCUCAUUGGUGAUUCUGGUGUUGGAAAGAGUAAUCUACUUUCACGUUUUACUCGAAAUGAAUUCAAUUUAGAAAGUAAAAGUACAAUUGGUGUUGAAUUUGCUACACGAAGUAUACAAGUAGAUAAAAAAACGAUCAAAGCACAAAUAUGGGAUACAGCAGGUCAAGAACGUUACCGUGCCAUUACAAGCGCUUACUAUCGUGGUGCAGUAGGUGCAUUGCUUGUUUAUGAUAUAAGUAAACAUGCGACCUAUGAAAAUGUUGAACGAUGGCUAAAAGAACUACGUGAUCAUGCUGAUGCAAAUAUUGUUAUCUCACUUGUGGGCAACAAAUCUGACCUAAGACAUUUACGUUCAGUACCAAGUGACGAAGCUAAAUCAUUUUCUGAAAAGAACGGCAUUUCAUUUAUUGAAACAUCUGCAUUAGAUUCUACGAAUGUUGAACAAGCGUUCCAGACUAUUCUCACUGAAAUCUAUCGUAUUGUUUCUCAACGUCCAAUGCCAGAAUCAACAGGAACACAAAUUAAUGGUGGAGUGGGAUCAUCACACCUUCCAAUUCGUCUACCCCCAACAAAUCCUGUAUCUGAUUCCAAACAGAACACAUCAUGUUGCUCAUAG